GCCGAGGCGAGGGCUAUGCAGCAAGUUGUGUGGAGAGCGUCGAGAGAAAAAGUAUCAUGACAUCGGUAGACUGACACUCCUGUCUGUGUCUACUCCUUUUUCCAGCGAGAAAUACAGCUAGGUCGUCGAGAGAGAAUCGAAACGAGAGACGAGUCGUGAAAAAUUAUUCGUGAAAAGUUUAUGUCUCGACCCCCGCUACGAAUGACUCGAAAAUUUAGAACUAAAUUGGCAAGUUGUAGAUUUGAAAUUGAAAGCUACUGCUAACAUAACAAAGACAAGCGUCCUCCAUAAACAUGCACAUGCUUUUCAAGGUAAAUGAGAUAGGAGUCGGGGUGCCAUUCCGAAGGGCAACUAUGAUCUAAAAGUACCGCUAAAACGUCUAGGAGAAGUCGUGUGUACUAGUGGAACUGACGAGUAUAGGUGUCUUAUUCCUACCUCCAGCAGUGCUAGGGCACAUUGAGAUUUUUUAUGUGAAAAAGGAUGGACGAUCUUGGUCUCGAGGAUGACAUCUUCGGGGAUGUCGAAGACAUCCUAGAAGGUGCCUUUCAGAGAUCCUCUUCCACCACAGGGGAAGUAGAUCGUGAUCCUGAGGCACAAACACAACAAGGAGCCGCCGAAGCUGCACUACAGAAUCCUCCACCUGCUCCACAAGACAACUGCGACCUCGAUAAUGGAGUCGGAGGUUGGGAUCAAUCACCAGGUGACUUCGAUGAAGAUCUAGAUGACGAUUUGCAUUAUCUUCAGGUAGAGUCAACGCCGACAGCGGAGUCAGCGUCUGUCGAAGAGCUAUAUCUUCAAAAAGGACGAUUCGAUUCUGAUAAAGCACUGACGAGUUUAUGAUCAUUUUUUUGUUGGAGAGUGAGUAAGUUCUUGUAUUAAAUGUUUAGAAGUAAAAGAAGUAGAAAAAUUAGAAUUUUCAUUUCAUCUAGUUCUAGUAGAAGUUCUAGACCUACUUCUAGAACCACAACUCUGAUCAUCAUCAUAUGCAUGUCCUCAUCUCUAUGAUGAUUCUUCUAAGAGACCUUUCAGGGUCGCCUGAAGAAAAGGAACAGGGGAGGAAUUAUGACGAAGAUCAAACCGCUGGUGACGACGAAGAUGCAGUUGCAGUUGCGCCGUCCUCUCCUGUUGAAGAUGUAGAAGUACCUCCCAUAAUUGUUGAUGAUGGAGAAACUGGAAGUGCUCAUCAUCUCCACGUUGCAGAUCGAGAUGUACUUCUGGCUACGUCCCAACAUCUUAAUGUUGAAGAGCAGGAGCAGCCUUAUUUGGCUGAAGAUCGUUUCCAAGAAACGAACGGAGAUGAAGGUCAUCUCCAAGGAGAGGUAGUAGAGGAUGCAAAAAUAGGCUUAUCCACAUCACCCACAGGAGAAGAAGAUCCUCCUGCUUCGGGAGGCGGAAUCUUCUCCGAGAACACAACAGGAGUUGUGGAAGAAAAAUCAGAGGAACAAGAUGUGGCGGAAGAAGAAGAUCAGGAAGCACCAGAUGAAGUUGUAGCACAAUCAGAAGAACAAGAAAAAGUGGUGAUGAAAUAUCAAGAUCAAGCACGAGAUGAAGUACUAGUUGGACGAGCACAAUCAUCUUCAGAUGAGAUGAAUAUAGAACAACAUCACAUGCCGGAAAUUCCUUCGUCAGAGGAAGCAAAGGCCUCAUCGUCCUCGAGUGAGCCAAAGGCUUCGCAUCGUCCAGUACCUGAACCCAUUGGAUCUCCUACAACGACUUCUGACACGGACCAAGCUGCACCAGGAGGUAAAGAAUCUGAACCACGUGCUCAGACAAGUAGUACUACAGGACUUCUAGUAAAAAAACCUUCAGAGCAGGACACGCCGUCCGACAGCACCCUGUCUUUCGUCUCCUCAGGCGACUCGAUGUAUCAUCGAUUCUAUGAGGAAGACGCGAACUUCAUGCGCUCCAUGCGCAACGAGUUGAGACGGGAAGCUCUGACGGUAGAAGAAGUCUUUGGGGAAAACAAGACUCCAGAACAGCGAGUCUAUAGAGAAGCAGUCAAAAACGCAGUACUGAGUAGUAGUGGAGCUCGAGGUGACUUCACGGGCAACUUGUCCGCAGCGAUCAGGGAAGCGAGCGACUACAACACCUCCUUUUCCGGCAGUCGCACUGGCAGUCCGUCUCGGAGUAAGGCUACAUCUUCUUCGUCAAGCGAAGUAGAUGCAGCUUCUGCGAGUGGGACGGGAACGGCUAAUCCUAGUAAUGGAAAUGGUAAGUCUACUACUUCAAGUAGUUCUGCCUCUACUAGUUCUAGUACAACCGAAGCUGAUCCUGGCGGUCGUGGAGGUGCACUGUCUAGUGGCGGUUCGAGUUCAUCAUCCUCAUCUUCUAUAUCAACUAGUGAUCAAAAUCAGCAGGAGGACCCAGUAAGCACGACAAGUUCUGGUACUUUCAGAAAGAGUACCUUAUUAGGAGGUGGUUCCUCCUCUGGCGCUUCUUCUUCCGCGGCGCCUCUAGUGGCAGGAGGAGCGAUCGGCGGAGGUUACUUGACGAGUCCUCGAAUUCUGCGCUACUACAACCGUCUCAGAGAAGCAGCGGCCGCACAACAGCACUUUCUGGAUGGACCAAGUGGAGGAUUACCUGGUGCUGGAGUUUCUGUGGAAGCAGAACGAAUCUUGGUGCAGACACUUCAAGAAGGGCGUCGCGAACCCGCCACCUUCAUUCAGCAGCUGGCUACUGCAAGGGACCAUCUAGGGCAAACGUUGCUCCAUUUGGCAAGCGAUUUCGAGUCACCUGCAGCGUUUAAGUUGAUCGCUUGGUUGGCGAAGGAAGUUACAGUCCCUGUAGACGCUUUGGAUUUCCAGACUCAGAGGACGGCGCUACUGCGUGCUUUAGGGAAGAAGUUUGUGAGAACGGUGAAGGUGCUGCUGGAUUGCGGUGCUUCUGGGUCGAAACUUAUGGACUGUGUAUUGAUCAGAGCUGGUGGAUAUUUGAGUUGUUUCUUGCAUCAUUUUUUUACAGCUUUAGACACGACAUGAUCAGGCAUUUCCUAUGUAUCUGAAGAAACAGAAAGACAGUGCUUCAUCUUCUAACUCACGCGAUUCCCAAGGCGUCACACCUGCGAUCUACGCCGCACGCGAAGGCGUACGAGACGUCCUAUGGGUUUUGAUGCAUCGAGAUGAGCACUGCAUCUACCAAACUGACGCCAGAGGCAGCAAUUGUCUCCACUGGGCUUGCGCCAGAGGUCACAUCAGCAUCGUUCGCUAUCUUGCUGAUUUCAAGGCAAAUUUCGAGCACCAGGACGAAGAAGGGAAUACACCUCUACUGCGUGCCGUGUUGGCGGAAGAACUCGGCAUAGCUCAAUUUCUGAUUGAACGAGGUUUGAACGCUGUUUAAGGCUACCAGGAAGCAUCCUCAAGAGCGUGGUUAUCCCUGUCCUCUUUGUUUCUCAAGUGGAAAAGAGCGCCAAGGAUAAUGCCCCAGCAGGGAUGCCACUGAGGUAGCUCUAACCUGUCGCAAGGGAUCGAACCAAUGCAGGCGAAGAUGCUUUCAUGCUAGCAAGGGAGCGAUGCAGUCCGAUCUUCAACAAGCAAUUUGUGGAAAUGCACGAUCAUAUUCGAGCAGAGGCGCAUGAAAAGGGCUUGGAGGAUGAGGUCGAUUCUUCUAGUGCAUUGGACGACUCUCAAAACCUUCAUCAAGACGACGAAGAUGAAGACGAAAUGUUUCACAAAAUGGAACACACCGACUUGGAAGCUGGUAUGGUCAAAUCCUCAACCAAAAACAAGCACAAAAAUGCAGGUGGUAAUGCCGGAGGUACUAGUGGAGGAUCAUCUGUCUCUUCAGCGCGUCUUUGUUCUCGUCUCACAUCUGGGAAGCCAUGCACCAUCACAGCAAGAAUAGGGCGAAAAUGCUUCGCACCAGUCAGUAGCGUUUUAGUUCCUCCGCCAGUGCGAGUAGGUUUUCGAGCAGUGUGGCUCUGGAUGAAGAAAGUACUGCGGCAACCAAAGAAACGUGCGCUAUUGUUCCAGAGGCUACGGGCUAGGUAUUUUAGACGGUGGGCCAAAUGUCUCGUUACUUGGAUGCCUGUUGCCUUACUAGCCUCUUUCGCAGGCAUUCACUCGUGGUCGAGACACACUGUUUUAGAGGAGGAGAUGACUGAGUGGAGUACAGUACAUUCGAAUCCUGGUGGUGAAGAUGUGGAUCAUGUGAAGAUUGCAUCAAGUAGUAGUACAAACAAUAAAGAGGAACUUGAUGCUGUUUCUGCCGCGAAGACAACUACGGAGGAUGCUGCUGCUGCUGCUGCUAAACAAGAAGAAGGAGAAGCCGCUGACGGAGCACUUCACGCAGAGACAAGCACUAUCACUGGCACUGCUGGAGAACCAAGCACAUCAACAUUUCCUAAUGCAGGACACGAUAGUUUUGGUACCAGAAUCCUACGAACCGGCCUGAGGGGAUCAGAAGCAUGUUUUCUCAUAGCAUUCGUGUUGCUGCUACUGAGGGAUCCAGGUUUCAUUCCAAAAUCGACAGAUGGAAGGCAGGCACUUCUACGACAUUUCGCUGAGUUGGAUAGCACGAAACUGAUGUGUGAGGACCAGCGAGUGGUGAAACAGGUACUACGUCUAAGACGAAAUAAAAUAGACUUGCUUCGAAAAUUAGCAUUUCAAUUUAGAUUGGUUGAAAGUAAAAAUUUUGAUUAUAUCUCGUUUUAAUCAAAUUUCAUUUCAGACUUGGGUAAAAUUGUCUGAAACAAUUUGUCAGCAAAAAAAAAAAAUCGAGAAAAUAGUGCUGUAGUAAUGCCAUGCAUAAGUCCUUAAAAAUGAUCGCGCUUGUCCUUUCUGGUGAAUUGAGAGAAACGCUGAUGUCUUGAAUGUGAUGUUUCAGAUUUGUAAUAGAAAAUGUGAAAUUCAAGUAUUUUUGAGAUUUUAGAAAUUUGAAAUUCAAAAAAAUUUGAUUUUAUUACAUUUUGAACAAAUUCAAUUUCAGGCAAGCUCAAAAAACCCAACAGCAGUUAAUUGUGAUGUCGAACGUCGUAUAUUAAUUCCAGGCAAGCUCAAAAAACCCAACAACACUUAAUUGUGAUGUCGAACGUCGUAUAGUCGAAAUUUAUGUAUCAAGAGGCUUACUGUCUCUCUCAAGAAAUAGAAUAAUGUUCGAUCCUCAUUUUUAUCACCAGAAGAUAGCUAGUAGAUCAUCAAAAUUCCAGGUUCGAAAUUUUCGAUACUGCGAGCAUUGUCAUGUCGAGAAGCCUGUUGGUGCGAAACAUUGUAGGAUGACCAACAGGUGCAUAGCAGACUUCGAUCAGCACUGUAUUUGGAUCCGAAAUUCCAUCGGCCGCAAUAAUCAUCGCUUGUUCCUUUUUUUCCUGUUGGCUGCGUUUUUUAGGAGUAUGCUCGGGAUGUGCGGCUUCCUGCAAGCUAGCAGGUACGAGUUCCAGUAUGUGCUGGAGCAGCGAGCCUUAGACAAACGCAGUAUGAAGAAGAAAGGUCGUGCAACUUCGUCUGAGAAAAAACAAGCUGCUGCUUCUACUGCAGUGAAGACAUCUACAACUACUGUUGAGGGCGACGACAAGGAGAAGGAGAACAUGGAUGGUGGCGAUCAGCCAGUGAAAGAGCCUACUCCUGAAGCUGUGGAGGAGCCGACAGAGACUGCCAGUAGAGUUUUCAGGCCCAGCAGGAUAAUUAUGGAAGCGGACCCAGUAAAUUGCUAGAAGCGAUAGAGGAUCGUCUAGUGGUCUGUAGUAUUUUUUCUUCAUCAUCAUGUCCGGCAGAGGACUGAUUCUGAGACCACCGUUGUGCAUUUUGCCUAUGAAAAACUCCAAGAUCUUCUCCCUACCUCUAACACACGACGCAGCUUUUUCAACCGCGUUGUCGGCCAUCCGCCAGACCGGACAUUCAUCGGAGAUUUCUUCUACUUGAUGUCGUUGAUGUUUUUCGUGGCACUAAAUGGACUAGCCCUGUUGUGCAGUGGCACUGUACUGCGACAGCAAAUCCGCAGUAUCGGAAAUGGAGGACAAGAUCGUAGUGGUGGUGCUUUUUCAUCAGGUGGAUUAGGUGGAGGUGAUCUUCGUGGUGGUGAAAGUAACAUCUUAGGUUCAUCCCCUUCGCGAAAACGAAAUUGGUUAGCGUUUCUGUCCGGGAAUCGUAGUGGAGCUGGAGGUGGUGGGGGGCUUAUGACAGGUAGAAAACCUGAAAGAAAGAUCAUUGUAUAAGAGGGUCAGUAUUAGAGUGUGGCUCGAUGAAAGAAAUAUAUAAUAUGCCUGACAUAGUCUUCACUUCUGUAUUCGACAAAUUUUUAAUAUGCACCACAUCCACUCUGGUGUAUCUGUCUGUAUAACUCUUUUGAAAAGAAAUGCUCAAAAAACAAGUAGACUGACUCACGCAAAACCAACUAUCUAUAAAUCUUUUUCAAAUAGGUUGCAGUCUUGUACAACUUCUUCAUCGACAAUCAACAUUUCCUUCUAAUUGCGCAUAGGUAGAUGGGCUUUCUGAUCCUCUCCUAUAACCUAGGUCUAUCCCUUCAAACGAAUUAUGUACGCCAGCAAUGAAUUUUAAUGCAUCUACUGUAGAAUUUCCACUUCUUUGACGCAACUACACCAGAGGAAUAAUUGUACAACAUUCUUUCCAACAACGCCAGCACGACCACGACGCAG
Molecule: messenger RNA, 6589 nt
Organism: Amoebophrya sp. A25
Lineage: Eukaryota; Dinophyceae; Syndiniales; Amoebophryaceae
Source: the annotation of a GenBank genome assembly